Molecule: messenger RNA, 8339 nt
Organism: Strongylocentrotus purpuratus (purple sea urchin)
Lineage: Eukaryota; Metazoa; Echinodermata; Echinoidea; Camarodonta; Strongylocentrotidae
Product: protein scribble homolog
Exons: 41
Coding region: 212-6475 (2087 amino acids)
Biological process (GO): neurotransmitter receptor transport, endosome to postsynaptic membrane; neurotransmitter receptor transport postsynaptic membrane to endosome
Cellular component (GO): postsynaptic membrane; adherens junction; postsynaptic density
Molecular function (GO): protein binding
Source: RefSeq, a predicted model, not a curated record
GCCUGUGACGUCACUUGGGCGGACAUCUUUGCAAGAGCGAAUUAGCUUUUACUGGAUCUUCACAUAUCGCGGAAAAAACUACGGAAACUGGGCGAAACACACAGUUGUAUUUGCCCUUUGCAGCCGUGGAUUUUCCUCAUUUUCGGAUAUAAUCCACAUGCUGACUUCGUCUGUGGAUAUACAAUCGGACGGAGGAGGAUUUUAGAUCGCCAUGUUCAAGUGUAUCCCGCUAUUUCGGGCCUGCAACAGGCACGUCGAAUACAUCGACAAGAGACAUUGCAACCUGCCGGGAGUACCGGACGAUGUGUACCGCUAUGCACGUACUCUGGAGGAGCUGCGAUUGGACGCUAAUCAAAUCAGAGAUUUACCCAGACAUUUUUUCCGCUUGACCAAUCUUCGCAUCCUUGGACUCAGCGACAAUGAACUUGAGAGACUGCCAGCGGAGAUUGGCAAUUUCAUGAAUCUCUUGGAGCUGGAUGUCAGCCGCAAUGAUAUCAUGGAAAUACCCGAUAACAUCAAAUUCUGCAAGGCUCUAACGAUUGUGGAUUUCAGUGGAAACCCACUGUCAAGAUUACCACCAGGCUUCACACAGCUCCAUGAUCUGAGACAUCUGACCCUGAAUGAUGUCUCCCUUGAGAGUCUACCGCAGGAUAUUGGCAGUAUGUCCAACCUGAUAGCCAUGGAGCUACGAGAGAACCUGCUGAAGGUGCUGCCAGACUCCCUCUCCUUCCUGGUCAAGCUGGAGACCCUGGAUCUAGGGAGCAAUGAGCUGGAGGAGCUCCCGGAGACCUUGGGAGCGCUACCCAACCUCUCAGAACUCUGGCUGGACUGUAAUCAACUCACCAUCCUCCCUCCGGAGAUUGGAAACCUAGGAAACCUAACCUGUUUAGAUGUGUCAGAGAACAACCUGCAGUGUUUACCCGAUGAAAUCGGAGGUCUGCAGAGUCUCACAGAUCUCACAUUGUCACAGAACUGCCUGGAGAAGUUACCUGAAGGAAUCGGUAAACUGAAAGAUCUGAGUAUCCUUAAGAUCGAUCAGAACAGACUAAUUACCCUCACGCCUGCUAUUGGGAGUUGUGAGAACAUGCAAGAACUCAUUCUGACAGAAAACUUGUUACAGGAAAUACCACCAACAAUAGGCUCCUUGAGGCACCUCAACAACUUCAACGUGGACCGAAACAGAUUAACCCAGCUCCCAGCUCAGAUCGGCAAAUGCACACGUCUUGGUGUCCUCUCCCUCCGUGAUAACAGACUUCUCCGUCUCCCGCCAGAGCUCGGUCAGCUGCGAGAGCUUCAUGUUCUGGAUGUCUGCGGUAAUCGGCUGGACUGGUUGCCCAUCCAGCUGGCUAACUGCAACCUCAAAGCUCUGUGGCUCUCAGAAAACCAGUCACAACCCAUGCUGAAUUUCCAGACUGAAGAGAUAGGACCACAGAGACUGAAGGUCUUAACAUGCUUCCUACUACCGCAGAAGGGACCAUCAGAAGGAAUAGACUAUGACAACUUCCAAGACAAUCUGAACAUUGGUGCCCUGGAUACAGAUGCAGUUAACUUCGAGGGCAGGGCGAGGGCCAUGUUUGCUGAUGGAGUCGUCGACAACGAAGGCAAAUCUACGCCGUUCUCGAGACAAGACACACCCCACCCCAAGGAUCUCAAGUCCAGACAUCCCAAGUACUUAAAGGCCAAAGAGGGCGGCAAAUCGGAAGAUGAAGCAGAGAUGGAGAACGGUGGACUAGUUGUUGAAAAUGGGCACACGGUGAGCCCCCACGGAGAGGUCCAGCAGCAGUUCGUCUCGCCCGUUGGUGAGGGCAGGGGAGUGUCCUUUGAGACCAACGUUGCACCCACCAUCGCCGUGACGACAUGCUCCGCCCCUGAUGGUGAGGCGGUGGGAAGGACUGAUCUGGUGGAUGGAUUGGAGGAUAAGCUGUCUGUUGAUGGUAGGACAGGAGGACUCACGCCAGAAGACUCGGAUAACGACAUAGACAGGCAUGUUGGGUUCGCCAGUGACGUAGAGGACGUGCUGACGUCGGAAGACAUCAGGUUACACAGGAGAGACACGCCUCACUAUCUCAAGAACAAACGGGUCGACAUGAUCGGGGAGCCGGACCCUGAGACAGCCGCCCUGCUGGAGAAGGUAAUAGCUAGGAAUUCAGUCAGCUCAGUAGGAAUGGACACCAAGGAAGAAAAGAUGGUGAUCAACUUCAGUCGUGAUGGCAGUGGUCUUGGUAUCAGUAUAGCUGGUGGAAAGGGGUCCACCCCAUACAAGGGAAAUGAUGAGGGAAUCUUCAUCUCAAGGGUAGUAGAAGGAGGAGUAGCAGCUAAAAAUGGUCUCACACUAGGCGACAAAAUUCUAGCAGUAAAUAGCGCCAACUUGGAAAACGCAGAUCAUUUAGAAGCCGUGGAAGCAUUGAAAGCCGCGGGCAACAACAUUCACAUGGUAGUGACCAGAGAGGUAUUAGUCUCCUCCGAAACCAUGUUUCAGGAACCCCCCUCUCCGAAAGUGGAAGUGUCCGCAGAUGAACCUGGGCUGAAUACAUCAACACAGCCGCUCUUGACCCAGGACAAUCCCACCGCUGACACCACUGCUGAGCGAUCAGGCGUCAAGUUUGCCCCCGAACCUAAAUUCCACCACCUAACAGAGAAGAUAACCCUAAAGUUAGUCAAGGAUAGCAAUGGCCUUGGUUUCAGCAUCGCUGGGGGUAAAGGAUCGCCUCCAUUCAAGGGAACAGACGAUUCGAUAUUCAUCUCCAGGAUAUCAGAAGGUGGUGCUGCUGACAGGACAGGGGCCCUGUCAGUUGGUGACAAGGUCUUGAAGAUCAACAAUGUGGAGAUGGCAGAGGCAAGGCACGAGACAGCGGUGGCGCUGUUGACAAAGAGCAAAGAGAUUGAUCUGGUCAUUAUGAGGGAAACCAUGGAGAUUGAACACCAUGAACCAUUAGUCAAACACGACCCACCAGAAUUCCGGUAUCGGAUGAACGGGCCAAACUCUAAUGGACCACCCGAGGAGCUUGAGAUCGAGGAAGUCUUCCUGAAGAGAACGCGAGGUCCAUUAGGUCUGAGUAUAGUCGGAGGCAUAGAUCACUCCAGUCAUCCGUUUGGAGGUGACGAGCCGGGCAUCUUCAUCUCAAAGAUUGUCCCCAACGGUUCAGCGGCCAGCACCAACCUGAGGGUAGGUGAUCGUCUUCUCGUGGUGAACAACAAGGAGAUGAAGGGUGCUACCCACCAGUUUGCCGUCAACACACUCCUAUCCAACUCAGAACACAUACAGCUAGUCGUCAGGCAUGACCCUCCACCUAAGGGACUCAUUGAAAUCAAAGUACCCAAGGCUCCUGGCGAAAAGUUAGGUAUCAGCAUUAGGGGCGGGAACAAAGGUCACCCGGGGAAUCCCCUGGAUCGAGGUGAUGAGGGAAUAUUCAUCUCAAAGGUCAAUGAGGUUGGUGCUGCAGCCCGUGAUGGGAGGUUAAGAGUAGGCCAGAGAAUCCUGGAGGUGAACAGCCAGAGCAUGUUAGGUUCCCGGCACCGAGAGGCUGUCAUGGCCCUCCGGGGAUGCGGAGACAUGCUCGGCAUCCUUGUAUGUGAUGGCUUUGACCCCAGUGAGGUAGAUUACUGGCAGUCCAGGCCGGGAUGCGCUGGCAACCCCCUCUCUCAGGUGGACCUCAGCAAGAGGAACAGCCAGGAGAGCAUCUCCUCCAUCGACAGGGACAUGACCACCGAGGAACUCAAUCGAUUAAACCAGGACGCUGAAUUUCAGUUAGAAGCCCAGGAAUUUGAAGAAGAAGAAUUAGCUAAACUGGACGGGAGAGAGGAAGAGAUGAGGAGACAACGAGAGGAAGAAACAAGAAGAUUAACAGAGGAAAACGAGGAAAACUUCCAAAAAAUCAUAACGAGAAACGUUAGUAGCCGCUCCCCUCCCCUGGUUAGGCAAGAAAUGAUGCACGCCCAGGAGCAGGAGGUUGAGACCGAUGAUGACGAGCUGGAUGCCCCGUUGCCCCGCCUCAGGAGUCCGUCUGAAGAAGAUUUGAUAAAUGAAGAUUUUCAGAUGGAAGAAGAGUUGAUCCCACUGAGGGUUGACACAGAGAUUGAAAUCAAUUCCAAACAGCAGGCUGUAACAACAGAGAAUGGAACGGCAGAUGAUGAUGAUGAUGAUCUACCCCUUCCACAAGCAAAGAUGGAGCCCAGUACUUAUGCAACAAGUGGCUUUCGAAUUUCCCAAUCACUAACAGAGGGUGUAAGCUGUAGUCCUCACGUAACAGAACGUACUGACGACCCUUCAUCUGUAGAAAUUUUUGCUCCAGAUCCAUUUGGGGAAAAGUUGCAUCAAGAGGGGAAGAAGGAGGAAAGCGUUACCCCUCUAGAGAUAGGAGGAAACCCACACCCUUCCUAUCACAAUCCUGGGCCUUCUCAUGAAAAUCCUAGACAUCGUAAUCCCAGUGGACACAACCCUGGUACCCCUGAGCACUGCCCUGAAACCGUAGAGCAUAAUCCGCAUAAUCCAGGUGGGCACAAUCCGGGAUAUCCCCUGCAAGGGGCAUGUUCUUUUACAGGAAGAGAAAAUCCUCAUCCGCAACAGAACCCUUUGUCCCAUGAGCAACAUAAUCCGGUUAGUCCUGAAGAAUGCAAUCCCGGAAAUCCCAGUGGCCACAAUCCUGGAAAUCCAAGUGGCCACAAUCCUGGAAAUCCCGGGGGCCACAAUCCCGGAAAUCCCAGUGGCCACAAUCCCGCUGGCCACAAUCCUGGUAAUCCCAGUGGCCACAAUCCCAGUGGCCACAAUCCCAGUGGCCAUAAUCCUGGAAAUCCAAGCGGCCACAAUCCUGGAAAUCCCGGGGGCCACAAUCCUGGAGAUCCAAGUGGCCACAAUCCUGGAAAUCCCAGUGGCCACAAUCCUGGUAAUCUCAGUGGUCACAAUCCUGGAAAUCCCGGGGGCCACAAUCCCGGAAAUCCAAUUGGCCACAAUCCUGGGAAUCCCAGUGGCCACAAUCUCGGAAAUCCCAGUGGCCACAAUCCUGGAAAUCCCAAAGAUCACAACAUUGACAAUCCAAUUGGCCACAAUCCUGGGAAUCCCAGUGGCCACAAUCCUGGAAAUCCCAGUGGCCACAAUCCUGGGAACCCCAAAGUCAGCAAUCCUGGAAGCCCAAAAGACCACAAUCCGGGAAACCCUAAAGACCACAAUCCGGGAAACCCUAAAGACCACAAUCCUGGGAAUCCCAUAGAACCCCAUCCAAAGGAAGAGGGGGCACAAGCAAGUUCCAAUCCUCACUCACAGGGUAUUCAACCAAAUCCUUCUCCAUCAGACAAUCCUUCAAGUCCUCAUCGUGUGACAUCCCCAGAGCCCUCUGACAAGCCCAACCCAUUCCGAAAUCCUGCUGCAAAGCCUAAUCCUUUCAAGGAAACUACAAGUCCUGUCACUUAUACAGACAUAAGGCCUAAACACAAAGUUAUUAUUUCACCAAUUAAAAGUCCAGUUACUCCUCCAAAGCCGAAACACUACCCAGACAUUCCUCCUAAGAGCCAACCACUUUCACCAAAGUUCCAACCACUUUCACCAAAAUCCCCUAGUGAAGACCCUUCUUCUUCAGAUGAUGAAGAAAUAGCAAGAGCUAAAGCACUUUUAGAAGCUCGAUCGGAAGUCCUAAAAUUUAACAGGAUUAAGGGUCGCGACACAAGCCGCUUCCAGUCCAAUCCAUUCUUUCAACAACAACAGCAGCAACAAAAGCCGGCUGCACCUGAAGUGAAGACAAAAACCCUGACCCAGCUGCUGUCUUCUCAGAAGGUUGUAUCAAAGGCCAAGUCUGUACAGAAAGUUGUGUCGCCUCCACCACCUGUCUCGAGCUCACCGCCUUCCUUCAGCCCUGUAAAGUCUCCCCUCUCACCAGAGCCUGAGCCUACACCUCCCGAAGAUCCAAAGCCUGCCACGGAUGGUUCGGAACCCUCCAAGCUAGCCUUCAAAGACAAGUGGAAACGCUUUGAACAACAGAUCGACGAGCAGGCACAUUCUACACCUAAAACAAAUACCAAGAAAGUAUCUCUGGUCAGCGAUCAAGACCUUCAGAAGAUCAAAGAGGAUGAAGAUAAGAAGGUAUCAGUGAUGACCCCAGAUGACCUUCUCAACUACUCACAGGGCGGGCUUGAUGCAAAUAAUACAUUCAAUGCCAGUAUAUCAAUUAGUCCCAUUGGUGCAAAGAAAGAUGGUUCCAACCACUCCGAGUUAUCAGCAUCAGAGCUCAGGUCAAGAGAAGCUGAUGAGAAAGCCAUUUUAAGAGCUGCAAGGAUGCAAUCUCUAGAAGACGAUGCAUUACAAGCUGAAAGGGCGAUCCAUAAAACACAAGAAAUCAACAAACUAAAAUCACCAGAAACAGAAUCAAAACCCAAGGAAAAUGGUGAAAACAAGUCAGGGUUAACGAUAUCAUCCGAUGGUCUCAAUAGCCUUGACGAGAUCCAGUUUAUGGAUGAGGGCGACGAAGGUACAGCUGUGUAUUAGAGAGAAGUUCAUGCAAGGUUUACUGUGAUGCCUUGACGUCUCGCCCGCCGUGAAAUGGACACUGAUUUUAACGGGACCUUGAUUUUUUAAUGGAGAUUGCCAGAGGUUGAAACUCGUCACCAUGAAGCCAUCAAUACCUUACAAGCUUUGUGAUUGGUCGAAACGAAGCCAUUGAGCUAUGAAUGUCGGAAACAGUCCCGGUGAUUGGCUCAUGCCCGUCUUGCUUCGCCGUAACUUAGCAGAGAUACUGAGAACUCAACAGCGAAGGAGAUAAACCUCUGUGUGAUAAGUAAUGCAGUGACGUUAGAAGACACUUGGACAAGACAGAAACCAACAUGUGUGUUCGCCCAUAAUUACAAAGGUGUUCUGAUUUUAUCAACAUGCGAUUUUAAUCCUCUUUUUUCUUGGAUUGAUAAUUUUAACUUUUUAAAGAUUUUAACCAACUUUUUAAAGACUAGAUUUGAUUGAAAAUGCUAUCAUAUGAACCCGAAGAAUUUUGUAUUGAUAUCAAAGGUUUACAAUGAUGGCCUCUCGACGGAGAGCGCAAGAUAAUUGCUGGAUGAUUUUGAUAGAUGUGGAUUCUCUCAGAAAAAGGAAGAUUAUGAAAAAAAUAUAUAUACACAGAAAUCAUACUUUUGUCAAUGAAACUGCCUGUCGUGUGACUACUGGAGGACAGAUAUCAUGAAAUUGUUGUAAAUAAUUCUAAAAAUGAGCACAAUAUUCACCAAAAUUACUGCCAAGAGUUUUUUUGUUCUGUUUUUUUCUUUUUUUUUAAAUCAAGAGAUAUUAUGACAGUGAUAUUCAAAUAGUAGUGAUGAUUUAUGUAUAUUAUGUGUAAAAUCUUAUAUACAAAAAUGAUGCUUUUUUUUAUUAUUUAUUCUUUUUUUUAUUACAAAAAUCUAGUUAAGGAGAGAGCUCAGGUUGUGUGAUGAAAUUCCGAAGAUCAGAAAGGGUGAAAUAUUGGGACCAAUUGAUCGUCUUUGGAAUUUUCUUCAUUUAGUGGAAUUUAUGUUAAUGUCUGGAAUGGUUUGAUUAUAGAAUUUCUCACUAAAUGUAGCCUACCAGUGUUGAGAUCCAAGGCCGUCAUUCUCUUAAUGAUUACUUUAUAAAAUUAACACCACCAAUUUUUUUUUAGUAAAUAGGCCAGUAUAAAAGAGUCUCUUCAGGGUGAUUUUCCCCCCAAAAGUAUUCACUCCGAGUCAAAAGUGCACUAAAAGACGAGGAGUCACUCCAUAUCAUUCAAAUUGGUCACAUAACAUUUAUUUUAAGAGCUUUUUCUGUGGUCAAAUCUACUUAUAACUACAGUAUUUAUAUUUUAAAAUGAUUGUUAAGCAAUUAAGAGAUUUUUCUGCGAUCUCUGAACCGAACCAGAAGACAAGCAGUGAUUUUAUUUCAUGUAAAUGAACAAACAUGUUGAUGAGUUAAUGUAUUGAUUAUGUAACUCUGGGGUUCUGAAUAUUAUGUUUAGCAUUGAAAAAGGAAGAAUGAAAUUGUAAGGUAUAUAUGAAAUGAAGAGAUAGCUUUAAUGAAAUAAAAUAAUGCAUGAUGUGAUGUAAUUUUUUCUUUUCUUAUUACGUUUUUGAUCUUGAGCAAACAGUAAUAUUGUCUGAUGUUUCGAUGUUCAUGUAUCUCUACAAAUACAAAAUAUUUGCAAACUGUUGCCUUUUCAUAUUUAAAAAAAGACAUAUCUGUACUCAUUUUAUUGUACAAAGAAAACACUGUUGCUAUUGUCUCAGUCAAUAAGAUAUAUUCUGCAUUCACUUGCAUUUUUAGCCAGAAUUUUAAAAUGUCCUGUAGAUGCCUGUAGGUGUAAAGUUGUUUUUAAUAUCGCAGUCUAGAUUCCUGUACAGAUUGUCAAGAUAUU